GCCGGGUUCGGCCCGCGGCUCUUGCCCGGAGCUCCUUCCCAGGGCUCUCCGCCGGGGAUUUUUCCCGAGGCUCUCUGCCAGGGCUCUCGGAGGACUCGGCGGUGGCCGCGGUCGCUGCGAGGCGGCAGCGAGACACCUCCGCCAUGGCGGGCGGAGGCACCGCCGACUGCGGGCUGCAGGAUGAGCUACAGGAAGCAAUUUCUGAUUAUGCAACAAGCAAGGAAAAAGAUGAAUAUCCAGAUGACUUUGAAAGUGAUGAAGAUGGCAUGUUCAACGGUAUUGGGAAAGAACUUGCUGAAAGUAAUUCAGGUUCUACAAGCACUGGGAGAUCUGUUGCUGGGAGUCCUCUCUUGAAUGAUGAUGCUUUACAAAAAGCAGUAGAUUUGGAAAAAGAAGCUGCUGAUGACUUGAGUUUAUCCUUUCAUGAAAAGAAGCUUCAGCAAAUAAUGGUUUUAGAAGAUCAAGAUCAGAAGACUGUCAGUGACUUGAAACUGAAGGACAAUGGUAGGAAAUCCCCUUCUGUUGACAGUUCAGAUGGAAUGAUGAAAAUAACAGAAGAGCAAAAAAUAGCUGAUACAAUGCAGGAGGUGUCAGUGAAUGAUCAGUCUGAGCAUGGGGAGGCAAAAAACACAUCCAAGAACUCUGUCAAGAAACUAAGUGAAACAAAGGAGAGAGUUCUACAAAACCCAAAGGCUUCAUUAUCUGACAGGUCUACAACUUUUGUGCAUUUAAAGAGAAAGGGGAAAGCUGUUCCAUCAACUUCACCUGUUUCAUCUCAGUAUCUGGGAUCUUUGAAGGUGUUGGAGGAUAAAUGCGUGCAGAAGAAAAGUCCAGAAUUCAACAAAGUAGAUGAUUUAAGGGCAGCUGUUUAUCAGAACUGGUUGGAAAGGAAAAAGCUCCUUCUACUGGAAUUAAAGAGAAGUGAAAAGGAAAAAGCUGAAAUUCUAAGGAGCAAUACUGAAAAGAAAGAAGCACUUAAAAGGGAAGAAUCAAUUGCAUGUUACGAAGCCUGGAAAAAAAAGAAAGAGAAAGAAGCAAGGAAGUUAAGCGAAAAAAAAAAGCUUGAGGAACUUGAGGAAAAGAAACCAGCAGAACAGAAUAAGGAAAAAACAGAAGCAGCACAAGCGGCAUUCAAAAAAUGGAAAGAAAGAAAAGUGGAAUAUUUAAGAGAGCAAAGCAGGAAGGAAAAACAGUCUGAAAGAAUGAGGAAGAAGAUAGAAGAGGACCUCGUUGCAGAGAAGAGGAGAGUCAGUGUAUCAGCAGUUGAAAAAUGGAAUGAAAAGAAGGAAGAAUAUAUAAAAAAGAAGAAAGUAGAAAAGUUCCUAGAGAAAAGAAAGCGAGAAAUGCAACAGGCAAAGAAGGAAGAAAAAAGUGAAAAGGCUAUGGAGGAGUAUGAAAGAUGGCUGGAAAACAAAAUGAGGAGAGAACAGCUUGAGAAGUACCAGAAGAAGAUGCAGGCUGUCCAUUGGAAUGAAAUGAGUCCUCCCUGGAGACCACCUGGCAAAGUCACGUAUUCUAGUAAUUACUAAGCAGUUUAUUGCCUUCCCGAAGAACAGAUAGUUUACAAAGUUCUCUCAAUAGCUAGUAGCUCUUCUGUUAUCAGCUGAUUUUCACUGAAGCCAUUAUAGGUGUUAAAUUACUUCUUUUUAGUUUAUUUGAUAUCUGCAGUUUAAAUAAACCUGUUACUCCUUUGCAUUGCUUUAGAAAAUGUAAUAAUUUUUCUAAUUCCACAUUUAAAUUAGUUUUGCUAAAUUCCAUGUUAUGUCAUACCUUUUUGGUGAAAAUUUAUA
Molecule: messenger RNA, 1790 nt
Organism: Pyrgilauda ruficollis (rufous-necked snowfinch)
Lineage: Eukaryota; Metazoa; Chordata; Aves; Passeriformes; Passeridae
Gene: MAP9
Product: microtubule associated protein 9
Exons: 11
Coding region: 144-1529 (461 amino acids)
Biological process (GO): regulation of mitotic cytokinesis; mitotic spindle assembly; mitotic cytokinesis
Cellular component (GO): astral microtubule
Molecular function (GO): microtubule binding
Source: RefSeq, a predicted model, not a curated record